Messenger RNA from Gigantopelta aegis, 5783 nucleotides. Its product is annotated as E3 ubiquitin-protein ligase MARCHF7-like. The transcript is spliced from 4 exons. The record is from RefSeq and is a predicted model, not a curated record. Gene Ontology annotation, biological process: immune response; antigen processing and presentation of peptide antigen via MHC class II; protein polyubiquitination. Gene Ontology annotation, cellular component: late endosome membrane; lysosome; early endosome membrane. The coding region runs from base 132 to 1280 and encodes 382 amino acids. Lineage: Eukaryota; Metazoa; Mollusca; Gastropoda; Neomphalida; Peltospiridae. Gene Ontology annotation, molecular function: MHC protein binding; ubiquitin protein ligase activity; zinc ion binding.
UGACACUGUCGAAACUGGUUGAAACGAGUUGGAAAUCUGGAGCAUUCUGGAUUUUGCUGUAACAUUGGAUAUUUGAUUGGUAAAGAGGCAAGAAAAAUGUUUGGAAAGGAAGACAAAUGAUAUCCUGAAUUAUGGAUGGUGAAUAUAAGAAUAUGUCGGAAAACGUGCAGAAUUGUGAAACAUGUCAUCAAGAUGAACCAACUGCUUAUGAUAAUGAAGUAGAUUUGGCAAAAGAAGAUGGCCAAUGCAAUAAAGAUGAUGAUUCUUCAGAAAGUGAUCCUUUAGUUAGUGAAGACAAAUCUGAUGGAUUUUCCUUGGACAGUGGUUCUCCCCUCCAUGCAAACCACAGUGUUCCAAGUUAUGAACCUCAGUUCAUUUCCAUUCAGAUAGAACAACUUACUCCGGUUUGUGAACAAGUGUUCACAUCGGCCAAGACUUUAUCUGAUGACAGCGACUCUGAUUCUGAUGGAUCUUUGACACCAAAUGUGACUCCACUGCCUUUGAAGAAGCACAUGCUCGCACAGUUAAGUGCAGGAGCAUUUGACUUUCAAAGCUACCGCUCUAGCUCUGCAAGCAUUCCACUUCCUAUCAGAGACUUCAUUUCUAAUGAACUAAUAGGCAAUUCUGACCUACACAGUUGUCUAACAAGUGCUAAUGUGACCCCAGUUCCUGCUAAGAAGUACUGGUCCACUGCAUCAGACACCGGCACAGAUUUAUGGCCACUCUGCCGCAUUUGCCAGUCUCCUAGUGACACCGAUGACAUCAUGUUUUCUCCAUGUCGAUGUUCUGGAUCUCUGCAUUAUGUUCAUUACACUUGUCUUUUGAAAUGGAUUGAAAUUUGCUCAAGAAAAAGCAAGAGGACACCAAGGUGUGAACUCUGUCAUUUUCAGUAUGUUCGACAUAAGCGAUUCAAGUUCAGUCGGUGGCAUCUACCACGAGUGAGUCAACGUGAUAAGUGUCUGCACAUCACUUUCUUCCUCAGUGUGCUCAUCAUGGUUGCCUGUGCUAUCGUCACCGUUCUCUGCUUCCUGUCCGAUGAGGGACAGAUCAACGCCACAGUGAAAACCAAGGUCGACCUAUCACCAGAAGAAAUUAUGACGCUAACGUGCGGGGUGCUGUUCUUCGUGUCAUUCUUUAUUGCCAUGACUGUAGAGAUCAAAGCUAAACACACUAUUUAUAAACUGAUGAUAAAGUUUAUCACCCAGAAUACUGAAUGGCAAAUAGAGCCGUAUGAAAAGACAAAAGAUCCCUUGUAUACCAAUGCACCUAGAUUGGUGUAGAUCUUUAUUGCAUAUAUAUAUCUAUAUAGCUAAACACACUAUUUAUAAACUGAUGAUAAAGUUUAUCACCCAUAAUACUGAAUGGCAAAUAGAGCCAUAUGAAAAGACAAAAGAUCCCUUGUAUACCAAUGCACCUAGAUUGGUGUAGAUCUUUAUUGCAUAUAUAUAUCUAUAUAGCUUAACACACUAUUUAUAAACUGAUGAUAAAGUUUAUCACCCAGAAUACUGAAUGGCAAAUAGAGCCGUAUGAAAAGACAAAAGAUCCCUUGUAUACCAAUGCACCUAGAUUGGUGUAGAUCUUUAUUUGGUGUAGAUCUUUAUUGCAUAUAUAUAUAUAUAUAUAUAUAUAUAUAUGUUAUAUCUAUAUAUAUAUAUAUAUCUAUAUAUAUAUAUAUAAUAUAUAUAUAUAUAUAUAUAUAUAUAUCUAUAUAUAUAUAUCUAUAUAUAUAUAUCUAUAUAUAUAUAUAUAUCUAUAUAGAAUUUUAUGAAAAGCAUAUGUGAUUUAAGAGCAAUCUCAGUGUCAUAGCCAGAAACUUUGAUGUCGCACAAACUCAAAGAUAGGACAUUACAUUUUUCUUCCAUCCUAGUAGCUGGCUAUGUACUUGAGCAAUAUGUUGUUAUUUUGUUUUACAGCUACAUGUAUGCAUAACUUCACUUCUAGUUUUGUGUUCUGCCAUGAUGGCAUGGGAAAUAUUGUGCAUGCAUUAUGCAUGAAUAAUAUUGAUUAGCAGUCAUAGACUGUUACCUAUGGUUUCCUACAUUAAUUUCUAUACUGUGCAUAAUAUGCAUGUGUUACGAUGAGGAUAACAUUGUGUAGGUACUGACAUUUUGCUGUUAAAUUAUUUACUCAGUUGUGAGCAAACAAAUUAAUGUUAUCCUUUGAUAAAAUGUGUUCUUGCAAAUAAUGGGAUGUCAUUACAGAAAACUAUCCAUGGCAAGAAUGAAAAAAAUUGAUUGAAGUACAUGAGUUGUGUUUGUAAUUAUAAGAGUUAUUUUUAAUUUUUGUGUGAAUUAGUCACAAUUAGAAAUGUCUCAGUAACAGUGCUCUGUACUGAAGAAACCACAUGGUCUUAGUAUUUUUGUUACUGAAUAUUGCUUCACAUUACCAUGACGAAAGUAUCUGGUAGGGAGCAUAAUGACGAAUAUACUACCCUACUCGUCAUUUGCUUAAGAAUCACACAUACAUUGUUGAUCAUGGUAAAAGUUAGAUUUUAAUCCAGAUGUUGCCUAAACAUUACUGAUCAUAAUUUAUUGUUAGCAAAAGGGUUGGUGAAUGAUCCAACUAUGCCUACAUUGAUGUACAUGACCACUAUGGUGGUUGGGGGUAAUCAUGGUCUGGGGAUGGAACAGUUUGGUUGGUAAAAUCAAUGAUAUUCAUAAAUUGCUCUUCAUAUUGUCAUCACUGAAAAUAGUUUCAUGGGUGUACUCGUUCAGUCAUCGUCUCCUUUUUUAAAUGGAUGGUUUCUUGCAAACUUCCAUUCAUUAAACAUUUAGCUGUUCCAUAUUGGUAUUAUUCGGUGAUUAAUGUCCAACACAUUUAGCACUAGAUGAUCUGAAAUUUGUGGUCCUUAGCAGACUGAGUAGUAUAGUUGCAAGCUUGUUAUUGGCAUUAGAAUGUCCAUGUUUAUAAAAGUCCGAUUUAUGACCAAAUAAUUGGAUUUUCCUUUUAAAAGUGCUCAUUUUCACAAUAAAUUCCAUUAUUUAAAGAAAUCUGUGAUUGAUGACUUGGUUCAUCUUGGGGAGAAAAAAAAAAAAAGUUGGCUUUGAUGUAAACUAAAUCACUAUUUUAGCUUCCAGUGAGAAGGCAUAUGUUUUAGAUUAUUAUUGGGGGGUAUGGUGCAUGUGUUUUAUUGGGGUUUUUUUUUUAAUUCUGCUAUAUUUAUAUAUUUGGUUAGAGCUAAGUUUGGUUGGGGUUGGGUUUUUUUAUAUAUAUAAAUAAGGUCUUUCCUGAAACUUGUUUAUAGGUGAUCUACAUACCCAUCGUACAUUUUCAAAGCUUUCUGACCUGAUGCUAUAGUAUUUUAUAUGACUGGUUACUAUAUUAUAUCAUAAAUUGAAGAUUUAUUACACAGCACAGCUUGUAGCCUCCCAAACCGAUUACGUGGCAGCUUAGAAGAAGUUAUGUGAAUAAAACACUCAGAUGUGGUCUGCUCACAUGAGGCAGAUGAUGGUUCAUCUCACCGUAGCGUACUAUAAUGUGAAUUGCAUGUUAUCUGCUUCUAGUGAGAGUGGUUUACUUGGUUUACUUAUGAUCAUUUUUAAUUGCAUAUUAUUAAAUAUUAAAUUAAGUAGGUAUAACAGUCAUGUUGAUUUUAGGAUUUUACACUACUGGUAUAUAUAUAUGUAUUUUGAUUAUUGUUAGAAGACAAUGUUGAAAUAAAAACAAAAUUGAAGAUCUGAACUACAACACUUGAGAUUACCCUUUGCUAAGUAUAUUUGCAUCUCGUCUUGCCAGGUUUAUGUUUUUUGUGUCGGCCCUUAAUUAUUACGGUAUACAUUUACUGUCAAUGGUGGUAAUCAAUAAUUAUAUGCAGUUUUUUAAUGUUUGUAAUAUUUAAUAUUGCCAAGUUUUACAUACGUGUAUAUAUUUAUAUCCUACACUAUAUAUUCUUUGUUACAAGUUCCUAUAUCCUUUUUGUUAUGAAUGCACAUUUUUGUACUUAAACUGUAAAAAAUACACCAUUUUUGUCUCAUCUGAUAUGUUACUGGUGUGUUUUGUCUAAUUAGCCACCAAAUAUACUGAUGGAAAGAAAUAAAGGAACACACGAGUAGUAACGUCAAAUGUUGACUACAACCAAGAUCCUCAUCCACAAGUAUCAGGAAAUUAACCGUGUUACUGGACGUCAACCACACACUACUGACAUGCAGUUUCACAAUACUCCAGUGGUGAAUUACAUUUGGUUUCAAAUACAUUUCUUUCCAUCAGUAUAGCUGUCAUUUAAAAAUGUGCUGUGUCUUUAAGCAUAUAUUUGUUUUAGUUAUUCAACGAUAUCCAUGUUUAUAGUUACUGUAGUCGUACAUUUUAAUGUUAAAUAAUAACAAAAAUAAUUAGGAAUCUUAUUCUUCUUGGGUUACUGCUAUACAUAUUUUAUUUUCAUUAAGUAAAAAUUAGAGCCUAAAGUGUUACAUAAGGUUGGGACCAAAUGCGUCCUAGUCGUGGGGCUUUUGGAUAUAACUGGUGAAGCAAAAUGUUAUGUUUGUUCACAUGGAGGUUUUCAGUUACUCUUUUAGCAUGUGAUCCAUUUGAUAGUGCUUAAUUUAUUAGUAGAUUAAUCUUAAAUUAUAUUCUAGAAAGUCGUAUAGUUAUUGUUAUAGUUGCCUCUUGAAGGUUUUGUAUUGCAUAUGGUAUGCUUUUGUUAGACUCGGAUGUGAUUUUGCUUGUAUUUGUCUCUCUUUUCCUAUUUUUUUUCUCUCUUAAAAAAAAUAUAUAUAUAUUUCAAAUAGAGAGAUAUUUGAAACAAAAUUAUUUAUUAAUAUACAUAUGGUUAUGCUCAGAUGUUUGGUGAAUCACAUUGACCUUAAGUAUGUCAUUAGUGGUAGUUCUUUUUUGAAAAAUGUAUACCAACACGUUUUACUCUCAAAUGUCUCCUUUUUUUAUUAAUGACCCAUUCACAACAAAGUAUCAUACAGUAAUGAUUUGGCCUCAGUUAUGUUAUUUAUAUUGCACCAUUUCAAAUUAUAUUUACAUCACCAGUAAUUGCUGCUUUUGUAUAUUUGUCUAGUAUGUAUUUACUAUUUUUGUUGGCUUAUUUUAUUUAAUUUCAUUUUUGUACAAAUAUAAUGAAACCAUUUAUAUUGGAAUAGGGAUGCUUAUGUAAAAUACUUGAAUUCAUAUAAAGUGAAAUCUAUCUAACUUGUUCAAGUGUUCUUUUGUAAUUAUCUUGACAAGUUUUUAAAAAAAGUAUUUAAUAACCAUUUUGUCAUAUGUGGCUUUAUUAUGAAGAUGCAAAUGCGGUGCACAUUUUCAUUUUUUACAAGCAGAUACUUUUUUCUUGUUUUUUUUUGGUUUUAUUUUAUCUCAGAAUAACUUACAGAAAACCAACAAAGCCAUUGUUAUUGUAAUAUUUAUUCCAACACAAUGUUUUCAACCUCAUAAUUUACUUUUUUGAGGUCAAAUUGAUACCUUUGAUGUCCAAAUGUGUGUAAUGUCCUUUGUCCAGUCAUUUUGACAAUAUAUUUGAUCAUCAUAUUAUUAAAAAUAUGGAAAACAAUGUUUUGUGUUUGUGUAGAUACUAGUGUUUGCAAAACACAUUGGUUUUCCAUCUUGCCACACUUAUUUUCAUUUUAUUUUGACAUUUGCAACUACAUUGUAUUUGCAUUUGAAUCUUACUACAAAUGUAAAAAGUAAUUAUGAUAAUAGUAAGUAUGUACAAAUACAAAAUGUUUUCAAGAAAGUGCUUUGCAAUUGUAGCGUCUUUAUUUCUUUCUUUUUAAAUUAAUAAUAUUAUUUCUUGUGUAAUAAAUUUAUAUCUAUUUUUAAUAAAACUAUUGACUUGUACUGAC